Prorocentrum cordatum is the source of this 4128-nucleotide messenger RNA. The record is from the annotation of a GenBank genome assembly. NCBI's taxonomy places the organism in Eukaryota, Dinophyceae, Prorocentrales, Prorocentraceae.
AUGAAUCCGCCAGACGAUACAGAUGAUGUCGCGGUGGGAUGUCUUCCCCGCGAGGCAGUCGGCCAUGAGCCUGCUGCGGACGAUGAUGAUGUAGGCGUGCCUGCCGCAGACAGUGCGGCCGGGGGGCCGCGUGCCCAGAGCCGCCGUCGCAAUAUUGCACGUUCUGGGUAUUUCGGGGCUUGGUUGGUUGGUUGCCCGGAGUCGCGUUCGCCAUGCUUGCAUCGGUUCGUUAUCGGUGUAGCUGAAUGCCAGUGGGAAGUGAAGUUUGCAUCUGAGGCAGCUGCAACCGCGACAACCAAUGCAGCCCCGUGGGGUACUUUAGAGUACGUGUUGGUUCGAGUUUGGCGUUUAUCAGAACAUGGGCAGAUUGACGGCACUAUGGGUUUACAGGGGCCCCUUGCUUCCAGACGCUUGCAGGACAUGUUCAAGUCUUAUCGAUGUCUUGGGGAUGGAUUGUUGAUUGAGCAGGUGCUUCGUGAAUUGUUUUUUCGCGUCGAUGCUUCCGUAUUGAUGGAUAUGGAUCGUCUUCUGUACCUUUGCCGUGGAGAGUUUCCCGCUCGUGCUUAUUCUAUUUCUCUUGGGCGCCGUUUGCCUUCGAACUUGAUUGAACACCCGCCGAUGUCUCUGUUGAGGCGGCUUCGCGAGCAGCGUCGCGCCGACCAUCCCGCGCAGCCAAUGAUCCCAGUUCCUUCCGCCAUUACGGGGUUCACUGAGGAAGGAUAUGCCGACUUGGUGGUGCAGCUACCAGCACGUGCUGCUUCGACCGUUGGUACUAAGCGUGGCGUUGUUUCGCGUGGUGCCAAGCAGUGUGACAUCGAUCCAAUUCGUAUCCUGAGCGGCUUGCAGUUUAAGCAGUUCCUUCGUUCGACAAGGGAUUUCUCAGACGCGUUGGAUGCGGGUCAUGCGUUUGAUCACCCUGACAGUCUUACACCGCGCAGUUCCGCCGACGAUCCAAGUCGAUCCACUUGGGAUCGAGCGCCCCAACGUUUGGAUGUAGUUGGCAUGUUAUUGCAACGUCGGCAAUUUCAUGCAGAACGGAAAUUUGAUAUGAUCCGGUCUAUACAUCUAUACAGCGAUUCCUCUCCUGUGACAUCGGAGGAGCUGCAAGGCAUGAUAAUGGACGUCGUGCGAAAAGAUGGCGGCAUUCGCCGGUCGGUUCUCCCUGGUAGCACGUUGGCAUACGGGCAAACUUCAGCAAUAGCCAAAGGCAUUGCUUUGUUAUGGGCAUUGUUUCUUGUAUGUGGCCCUGACUAUGCUGACAUAUCGUAUGCAAUUGGCAAAGUUCGGGGUUUGUGCACGGAUUUUGGGACAGAGGUGCACAUUAUCGAAAUUCCAGAUUGCUUGGGGGCGUUUCUUUCUUGGACGGCCGGCGCCGCCUUGACGGCGUGCGCCCCUUUGGUGCGCCAUGGUGCUCUUCUGUUCCACAAUGCAAUUCGCGUAUCGGGAUGGUGCCAUUCAUGGGGUAAUCUGAUGAAGCAUGUCGCGGGUGCUUACUCCGACUGGCCGCUCGUCCUGGAUCAGAUGCGUGCCCUGGUAUUUUUCUGGCGCAACAAAACGUGGAGGCAACAUUUGAAGAAAAUCUGUAUGAGCAGAGGUGUCAAUCUCGAUUUAUUCGACCACUUCCCCGCCAGCAUUGCCAAAUGGCGGUGCGAGACGAUCCCCGUCGUGAUGCGGGAGCUUUUGGGUCGCCGUUACAUCUGCGAGCACUGCGUAGAUUUGGCUCUUUUCCCAGAUGCCCAAGACAGGCAGCAACUCCAAACAGUAGUGGCAGCUUGUCGAGACAAAAAGCUGUGGCAAUUCAUGCAGUGUGCUUAUCGGUAUAUUUUCUCUCAUUGCGAGCGGUACCGGCACUGGGGGAUGACGUGUUCGUGCCCCGAUCACGUAGCACAGCGCCAAGCGGCAGGCCACCCAAUCCAUAUACAGUGCAUGUGGAACAGCCGCAAACUGAAACAUGCUUGGCCGUUCCUGCGGGACCAGAAGGACACGCUGCUCCGAACGAGGCGCGCUUUGGACCGGGAGGACACAGAAGACAGCGACGAGAUGUUCGCCUUGACGGGGGCCAUGCUUCUGAAGCUGACCACGGGCAUCGACUCCCGCUUUAAAUAUUUAUCGAAAUUGCCCUGGGCCUUCGCACGGGCUGACUCGGUUGAGGGCGCGCUCGAAGUCAUGAGGCAGUUCAGGGCACGACCGCCGGAACAGCACGACCACGCGACAAAGGCGAUCAUGAAUAGAGUGGGCGGAGACAUCGAUCGCCGAUCCAGGGGGGAACCCGCGUCCGACAACUUGUUGGAUGAAGCCAGGGCUAUUUGUGAUAUCCCAUUGGACGAGUCGUGCGGAGAAGGCUAUCAUCGUUCAACCCACCACGAGAAGACCAGGGCCCCUUCUUCUACCUCGCAACACUUGAAGCAGGCCACGCGUUUCCGUCAGAACUUGCAACGCGUUCGUGCUUUCGCGAGGAAGUAUGGGCGGCGCGGGGAAGACGUGGUCCGCCACGAGUGGCGCAAUUGGAAACGUAUUCUCAGGACUUCGACGAGACGUCGCUGGGUCGGCGUAAGGAUGGAGGGGCCGCGUGUUCUGGACCGCGUGUGCAGGCAGGACGAGCGCGCUGAGGACGAUUGGUGCCUGGUUCUCAGGCGAUCCCCCUUUGUGAACCAGGCAGAGCCUGACCCCGUGCCCGGCAGGGAUGCGCUUCGCAAUGAGUAUUUGGACGCCGUGCUGAAACCGGGCGCGCAUUAUUCCGCGUCGUUCCCCUCCACGGCGAUUGGGGAAGACGGCGCCGAGGUCCAGCGCACGGAACACAAGCAUUUCUUCCUUCUCGAAGUUGCGUACAAGAACCGCCGCCCUAAGGAGAUGGCCACCAUGGACACGAUGGACGAGGUUUUCCUGAAGGCGGGACUUGCUCUGCUCAUAGCACAUGAAGAGGUGUGGGAACAUGAUGGUGCCCCAGCAGGCGAUGGGGGCCUCGACGUCUUCCACGUGCAUGACUCCGAGUGGGUUCGCCCGGAGGCGAUGGCCCCCAACCGGUCAUGGUACUCCAGUUUCUUUACGUGGGUUGCAGGCGCUUCUGCGGUCCCCGGCUGCACGCGCCUGAGCAACAAGCGCGCGGUCGAGAACCAUUUGCCCUUGAUGGACGAAGCCUGUCCCACGAUCUCCAUCUGCUCGGCUUUGAGAGGGAGAGGUUGGAAAGCGGUCGAGAGGCGGGUGGAGCACGGCAGCGCCGAGGUCGGCGAGUAUGAUUCCUUCGCGGCCGUGAAGAUGAAAUCGUAUUACCAGGCCCUCCUCACGUUGCCUGCGUGCUUGCCCCUGGCGUCUCGCAUUCCAAGCCGACAGCCUAUAUUGUUCUACAAAUUGCUCCUUGCAGGUGUCCGAGUGGAGCCUGGCCAGGGCAACGAGUCGUACCUGUCCCGCUGGAAGCGCGUCAGCGGGCAGCCUGGUCGCGACUUGGCCCCUCUUCCACCGCCCAGUCAUCCGCCCGUCUGCAACGGCGAAGACGACGACGUUUUCGCCCCCCUCAUGCCGUCCGCGGGGCCGGUUGCAAAGAGAAGGAAAACGCAGGCGGUUCCUAUCGGCACCGGAGGGGCAAAUUCGGGCAGCGCUGGCGCCGCGGCCCCGCCGCCGCCAGCAGUUGGAGGCCAUGAUGGCGCUCAGCCCGCUGCUGCGGGCCACGGCGGCGUCGCCGGGCACGCCGCUGGCGGGGAUGACGAUGUCAUGGUGCCCGCCGCUGCUGGGCCACAUGGCGUCGACGCGCUUGCGUUGGUGCCCGUCGGGGCGGCCGCGGGACCUGCCAGGGCCAGGCGGGAAGCCAUCAGGCCGUUUUCCGUUGGCCUCGACGGCGUCGAAGUGAGAUAUGACGAUUAUGUUGGCCCGGACCCAGCCGCGAGCUGGUCUCCGAACUGGAUGUUGAAGUGCCCGAGGCAUCCUAGAUGCUUCAAGAAGCGGCACGUCACCGAGCGCAGUACUGCCAAGCAUGGGGAUAUAGAGCCGUUAGCGUAUCUACACGCAUGGAUCUCCGUGGAGCCUGAAGAGGGCAAAACGCACCCGCAGAAAAACCCACCAGCAGCAGAUGUCGACAAUUUUGCGUCUCUUCGUGGCGCAGAGAUUGCAGAGGUGGUGCGGCGCGUGGUGUGA